AUGUUUGAGAACUUUUCCUUUGGUGCUCCGCCGCCUAUCUCAUCGAAGGUCGCCGCCUUCACACACUCAUGGAAUUCUGUUGGCCCUGCGCCUGACGACGUUAGCAUUUCACCAUGCGCAUCGCCCAUCCCAUACGGCGACCUCACGUCACGACCACCCCGCCGAGGAGGAGCCGCCGCCUGUGUGUCUCCUCCCACGUCUGUCACCGACCUAUCGCAACACUUUAGUCAAUACAACCUUACGCGAACACAAGCACACACGGGGCCAAUAUGGUAUGACCCAUUCGCGAACACCAAACUGCCCGUAUCAGCCUCGCCACCCGUCGACGAAGGCGUCUUCUGCGACUCUGAAUCCGAACCAAACUCUCCUCCACGCGCUCCGUCCCCUUCAUCCUUUACUGCAAUCCGUCAACGCCGUCAGGCAAACACACAAUUACAGUGCGAUCCGGGACACCUCAAGUCGCUCUCCACACUAGUCCAGCAGAUGGUUACAGAGGGCCACCAAUGUUGCGUGCACUCGCCACCCUCCUGGAUGACAAUGAAGAGCCGCGCAUCGCAGUCACCCCCGCCGCCGUCUUCUCCCGGUAGCGCCGGACCGUCCUCGUCCUCAUCCUCGUCUUCUUCCGAGGCUGGAGAUGCCGACGAGGCUGCCGAAGAGACUAUGCGCCGUCGGCGACGCACUUCGCCGCGAUCGAUAAUGGAGCCUUCCAGGGUCCGCAAGAACUCCGACAUGAGCUACAGAUCGUCGUCAAAUACUCUGUACGAAUAUAAUCGGAAUCGAAGACAAAGUGCAGUCUCGACAAGCAGCAAGGUGCGCAAGUCAGGUCGAUAA
Molecule: messenger RNA, 831 nt
Organism: Xylona heveae TC161
Lineage: Eukaryota; Fungi; Ascomycota; Xylonomycetes; Xylonales; Xylonaceae
Exons: 1
Coding region: 1-831 (276 amino acids)
Source: RefSeq, a predicted model, not a curated record